Molecule: messenger RNA, 1035 nt
Organism: Purpureocillium lilacinum
Lineage: Eukaryota; Fungi; Ascomycota; Sordariomycetes; Hypocreales; Ophiocordycipitaceae
Source: RefSeq, a predicted model, not a curated record
AUGAGUGCAGCUUGUGCCGUCUGCACUGGGUCAACGGCCGAAGCGCUUCAACUCGAGCCACCUCAAAGGCGGAAACACCACCAUGGCCCACGACGCGCCCAGCCAGAUGCCCAAGUCUGCGCCCUGCGAGCUGACCUGCUUGGCGAUCGGGCCCUUGUGGUACACCUGGCACAUGCCGAGCACCGCGCCCACCCACCCGACCAGGAACGCCGCCAGCGCCGCCACCCCGUGCGGCAGCCUGGAGCGGUCCGACCAGGCGGACCAGUCGAACCCCCGCGUCCUGCGGAAGAUGGCAUGCUCCUCCAGCGCGAUGACGGUGUAGAUGGCGACCCAGUACCCCAUGAGCGCCAGGAAGUUCUCAAAGAUGCUAAACAGGCUGUUGCGGCCGGCCACCGCGCAGGCCGUGUACGCGAGCACGCUGACGCACGAGAUGAUCCAGCGCGGGGUGCGCUGCCCGUAGCGGCCCAGCACCUGGAACCCGAGCACCGCCGAGUACGUGCCGGGGAUGUUGUUGGCGAUGAGGCCCAGGGCCACGAAGACGCCGAGGAGCUUGCCGAAGCCCCUGAGCCCGGCGUACCCUUCCAUGAUGAGCGCCCCGGAGGACACGUCGAGGGCGUCCGCCCACGUCUUUUGCGAGAUGGUCCCGGAGCCCAGGCCGACGCCGAUGAGGUUCGCAAACGACAGGCCGAGCCCCACGCCGAUGGUAGUGAGCAUAAACGUCUUCCACUUGCGCGUGUCUUCGGGGUAGUAGACGUAAAAGUCGGCGCCUGCUGGGGCCCAGGCUAUCGACGACGACAGACACAGCGAGAAAAAGGACAGCCGGUUCCCGGCUAUGGUCCGGUGGUCUCCCGUCGCCGUGAUGGAGGUGUCAAACUUGGGCCCCGCGGACCCGAUCAGCACGAAGAGGGCAAUCAGCUGCGGUAUCGACGCCCAUCUGAGCACGUACCUCUCGUAGACGUGAAACGCGCCCAUGCCAAAGACCACCACGACCAACGAGACGACGGCGACAAUGACAGUCCCGACAACGAUGCUUAG